Messenger RNA from Eublepharis macularius, 1682 nucleotides. Its product is annotated as vesicle transport protein USE1-like. NCBI's taxonomy places the organism in Eukaryota, Metazoa, Chordata, Lepidosauria, Squamata, Eublepharidae. The transcript has 6 exons. Gene Ontology annotation, molecular function: SNAP receptor activity. The coding region runs from base 49 to 963 and encodes 304 amino acids. Gene Ontology annotation, cellular component: endoplasmic reticulum; SNARE complex. The record is from RefSeq and is a predicted model, not a curated record. Gene Ontology annotation, biological process: retrograde vesicle-mediated transport, Golgi to endoplasmic reticulum.
ACCGGCCAGUUUUCUCUGACCUGAGGAGGGUUUUUUCAGCUUUCUGAGAUGGUGGCUGCAGUCCUGAUCCUGCACCCCUUGGGAAGAAGACCGGUGGAAGGCUCUUCUUCAAAGAGGAGCGGCCUCAAGUUUGCACUGCUUACGGGCAAUGCAAGAGCACUCAAGAUUUUGGAAGGGGUUCUUUCAUACCUCGAUGGAAAGCUCCCUGGUCUUGUUUAUCCUUGCCACCACCCUGGAACAGGAGGGUGCAGUGGACCAGAAGGGCCUCUGUCACAGGCAACCAACUGUCUCUCUUGUGUCUCUCCUCAGUAUGUUGCUGCUUUGGAAGAGAUGCUCCUGGAGCUGAAGAAGCACUCUAGCAAGCCGGCCCCAGAAGUGCUGAAGGAAUAUUCUCGCAAGGUGGAUUUCUUGAAAGGACUUCUAGAAGCAGAAAAGCUGUCGUCCUCGUCUGAAAAGGCACUUGCCAAUCAGUUCCUGGCCCCUGGGCGAACCCCCACCACGGCCAAGGAACGGAUCCCAGCCACCCAGACGGUGCAUUUGCAGACCAAAGCCCGCUACGCUGGCGAAAUGAGGAGCGAGCUGCUUGAUUUGGAAGAAACCAGCUUGAGGAAGCGCAUGGGCCCCCUGCCAGACGAGAAGCAGUCAGCUGCGGACCUGGAUGCCAUACUGCAGCACCACCACAGCAUCCAGGAGAAGCUGGCCGAAGAGAUGCUGCACCUGGCACGCAACCUCAAAAACAACACCCUGGUGGCUCAGAAUGUGAUUAAACAAGAUAACCAGACAUUGUCUCAUUCGCUCAAGCUGGCCGAUCAGAACUUUGAGAAGUUGAAGGACGAAUCAGACCGCCUGGAGCAGCACGCCAAGAAAUCAGUCAACUGGCUUUUGUGGCUAAUGCUGAUUGUUGUUUGCUUUAUUUUCAUCAGCAUGAUCUUGUUUAUCAGGAUCUUCCCAAAACUAAGGUGACUUCUUGUUCUCCAGCACGGGCAGCCUGGUAUGUUUUGCUCUUUUCCUUUGCAAAGUCCAAGCCUUGGAUGUUCAGAGGAAGGCGGCCUUGUUCCAUCCAGGCUGCAGAACUUAACUCAUUUAACUUGGGAAGGACAAAGAAGAACUUUGGUAGCUGGUUGUGUGCGCUAGUUUUGGGUCCAGCCUGCUUGCCGAUGGGAUGGGGUGCUGUGCUAGUGAGUGUCCCGGCCACCUCAGAUGGGGAGGCAGGGUGACAGCUCUGCCAGUGGAACACUGCUUUGUAGAAAAACAAUUUUCCUCAUGUGGAAAAAUAGCUCAGUCAGUCUAGGCUAGGGCUCUUCUUCCUAGCAUUCUUGUUUUCUAUACAAAAGAAAUGCUUCUGUGUAGAAGAGCCUGCAGCCCCAUUAGCUCUGCCUGCAACCUGAAGUGGUACAGCCCAUGCCUGGGGUGGGCAUGUCAUCUGCUACUUGUAUGAAUGAGGCCUGUCAGAGGGAGUUUGGGGGUGGGCAGGGAGACCUAAUGGAGGUGUCAUUUUGUCUCUUUUGAAAAACAAACCAAAACGGUGGAAGGGGGAAAGUGAGGUAAAAUAGCAUUUAAAAACCUGUAAAAUCUAAACAAAAUAAAUACUCUGCAGUGUACGUAAAGAAAUAUCCCUGAGGAAUCAUAACACACACUUUAUUUCCCAUUUGUGAUGAAUAGCAGAAUAAACUAUAUGCAGA